Molecule: messenger RNA, 562 nt
Organism: Lutra lutra (Eurasian river otter)
Lineage: Eukaryota; Metazoa; Chordata; Mammalia; Carnivora; Mustelidae
Gene: VPREB3
Product: V-set pre-B cell surrogate light chain 3
Exons: 2
Coding region: 79-444 (121 amino acids)
Biological process (GO): immune response; immunoglobulin production
Source: RefSeq, a predicted model, not a curated record
GGCUUCCCCUGCUUGUGCUCUGAAGCACCUGGGACACUCCCAACAGAGCAACUCCUGUCUGCCUCCCUGCCUCUGGCCAUGGCCUCCUGGCAUCUGGCCCUCCUUCUGACUGGGACCCUCCUGUCUGUCUCUCAGCCAGGCUUGCCCCGGCCAGAUGCACUGCUGGUCUUUCCAGGCCAAGUGGCCCAACUCUCCUGCAUGCUCAGCCCCCACCAUGCCACCAUCGGGGAGUACGGCGUGUCUUGGUAUCAGCAACGGGCAGGCAGUGCCCCCCGAUACCUCCUCUACUACCGUUCAGAGGACAACUACCACCGGCCCCCUGACAUCCCUGACCGCUUCUCAGCAGCCACAGACGCCGCCCACAAUGCCUGCAUCCUGACCAUCAGCCCUGUGCAGCCCGAGGACGACGCAGAUUAUUACUGUUCUGUGGCUUACACAUCCUAGGGGUGGAGCGUGGGCUUCUUUUCUGCCUCUCAUCCCUGCACUCUGAUCUUGGGCCCCCCUCUUUCUCCAAACCUUGAACUUUCUCCUCUGUAAAAUGGGUUAACAAUAUUAAACAUGU